CAAAAAAAUGCUGUGCUCAGAGGAACAUUUCCCACUUGAAUUGACUGCGACUGGGAGAAGACAGGAGUUUAUCUGAGUUUCUCCAUCAUGAGGCCUAAUCACAGCUGGACCUUCCUGCAUAUGUCCGUCCUGGCGGGGCUGCUUCUCACCUUGAACGCUGAGAGUGGAGAUUCUGACUGUGUCCCAUUAAUUAAAGUGCGCCGCAACACAGUUUAUAACACCUCACUUGGAGUAAACCUUUGGAUUGAGUGCCCAGUUACUUUCUGUAACAGUUCACAACCACCAAUCUCCUGGAAUAAAUUUGGAAAAAAUGCUGUUCCUGUAAAUUUCAACAGGAGCACUCACAUUAAAACAGAGAGGAAAUUUUCAACCCCUGUAGAAGGGAUAUCGUUUUUGAUCUUCCAAAACAUACAAAAAAGUGACUCAGGUCAGUAUCGGUGUAAAACUGGAGGCAGUGUGAGCCACCUCAUCAAUGUGUACGUCUAUGACAAUGCCAAGCGCCCAAAUGAUACACAGAAGAAUGUAACAGCAGUCACGUCAGAAUUGGAUCAUAAACCGCUGGGAGAUCAAUGGAUGUAUGUGUACUCUGCUGCUGGGAUAGUGGGAUUUGUCGUCAUAGUGACAAUUAUAUCUGUCAUAUCAAUGCGAGGAUGUAAAGGGACACCGAAGAAGGAGACCCAUACUGAAAAUCAGUACAUUGUAAUCCCCAUGGAUGAGCAACCAGCCUCACAUGAAAGGAGAGGAGGCCCGUCUGUCCCAUCAUCAAGGCGAUCUACGCGGAAAAAGACACGGUCCUCAGAACCUGAUGAGUUACCAAGAGAGCAUGUUUAUGGCAUGAUAAAAGACGACCAAGAGACACAGAGGAAUAUGGUGGAGGAUGAGGCGAGUUCUGUUGUGUACGCUGCCCUCAACCAUCAGCUGCCACGAGCAGCUCCAGUUCGGCCACCGAGGCUGGUGGACGAGAGUUCAGAGUACGCAGCUAUCCGUGUUUCUUAAAGACCCGCUGGCCAUCAUUUCAAAGCGGACAUGUCACAUUAUUUGGAGUAACAGACUUGUUAAUGUUGGCCAGUGUGACAGUUUGGUUCAUUCAACGAGGAUAAACAAGAGGAUCUCAUCAGGAGCCCAGGAGGGCAAUUAAAGGGGAUGACCCCAACACCAGGAAGGGGUGCAAGAGGCUCGUAAUGUGCGGAUUCUGAAAACUCUCUAAUCAAUCAAUCUACAUGAGACUCCAAAGAUUUACUCCAUAACAUAA
This is a messenger RNA of Scomber scombrus (Atlantic mackerel), 1252 nucleotides long. RefSeq names its product B- and T-lymphocyte attenuator-like. The record is from RefSeq and is a predicted model, not a curated record. Bases 88 to 996 code for a protein of 302 amino acids. The transcript has 6 exons. Gene Ontology annotation, cellular component: plasma membrane. Gene Ontology annotation, molecular function: signaling receptor activity. NCBI's taxonomy places the organism in Eukaryota, Metazoa, Chordata, Actinopteri, Scombriformes, Scombridae. Gene Ontology annotation, biological process: immune response-regulating cell surface receptor signaling pathway.